UGUCCUCACAAAGUUUCUAAGGUUCAUUGGAGAACUGAUACAAGCCUGGCAGAACAUGGUGCUGACAGUCUUACUUUUAUCAGCUCAACUCUUGAUGAUGGCGAUGCCAGUGACGACUCACGAAUUGGAAUUCAGACCUAUGGAAAGUGAAUUUCCCAUGAUUGAAACCUCAGGUAUGCUAGUUGAGGGCAGAGUUGUGUCAAUAACUUGCUCCGCUGUCACUCCUGCUGCAAGCCCCCCUCCUGAACUAAACUGGAAUCUCCAACAAGACUCUCAGAACCAAAUAGAGGAAAAUGGGAAUCGAACCUUCACAACUAAAAUCCAAGAGAACGUCACUUUGUUGGAAAAACAUAAUGGAUUCAACAUCACCUGUUUGGCCAGAUACCCUCUGAAUGGAGGGUGCACAGUAACAGCAGUGGGGACUCUGACACUUGAUGUAUUAUACAUUAUGGUUGACAUCAGUCCCUCUGAUCCAGUGUCAGUUGGCAGCAUGGUGAAUCUGACUUGCUCCUGCAGAGGAAACCCUCCUCUUGUCCACUUUGGAUGGAUCAUGAUCACUGAUGGCAGACCAGAACUAAUCAGUGUUAAUACAGCGGUUUACAGCUUCAAAGUGACCAACAGUGAUCGAGGCAGAUUGUACUUUUGUGGAUGUGGAAAUUCAUAUGUUACGAAAUUCUCACUUGGACAUCAGCUGAUGUUUGAAGGUGAUCGACAGUCUGAAGUGGUUGGUGCUCAAGUCAUAGUGAAGAUCCUGGGAAUCAUAAUGCUUGUCGGUGCACUGGUCAUCUUUGUGUGGUGGUUUAGAUCAAGACGCUCCACCAAACCAGUGAAGUUUCAGCAGGAUGCAGCUGAAGCAGACUAUGUCAACAAAGUGGUUGAGAUCCAAGCAUCAUGAGCCAGAAGAUGAGGGGGAAGAUGUCAUGUUAACUCAACAAUAGAAUCAAUCUUAUUUCUUAUUUGCUGUUGCUAUUGUCUUGGUGUGUCAAGUACAAGACAGUGAUUCACUUUUUUUUCUAGGCAGGAAAAUUAAACAGCAUUGUUUUAUUGAAGCUUCGAAAGAUGAACAAGAUGACCCCAGAUUUGGGUUAAGUUAUUUUUAUGUAAAUUCUUAUCAAUGUGAAGUUAUUGUGUUUUUCUGUUGUGUUAAGUUGAAAAAAAUCAGGAUAUGAAAAAAGUAAAUGCAUCUUUUAUUUUAUAAAUUGUCUCAGGUGGGGCUGAUUUAUGGCAGGUUUUCUUUUUGUUUCUUUUAAAAGUCUGGUGUGUAGGAUUUAGUGGCAUGUAGCAGUGAGGUUGCAAAACUGAAACUUCCUCUGUGAGCCAAGCAUGUAGGAGAAGUAUAGUGACCAACACGUGAAUUGCCCUACCUAGAGCCAAUGUUUGGUUUGUCCAUUCUGGGCUGCUGUAGAAACAACAUGGCAAAUUCUGUGACCUGGUCUGCAUGAACAUAUAAACGGCUCAUUCUAAGGUGAUGAAAAUGCAACGAUUCUUAUUUUCAAGUGAUUAUGAACUAAUGAAAUAUAGUUAUGAAUGUUAUAUACCAUUUCUGCUGGGUGCCCCUAAAUCCUACACACUGGACCUUUAAAGAUAAAUCAGCUAUUUCUCUUUACCUCACCAUUUGUUUCCU
Messenger RNA from Epinephelus moara (kelp grouper), 1624 nucleotides. RefSeq lists its product as uncharacterized. The record is from RefSeq and is a predicted model, not a curated record. The transcript has 7 exons. Bases 56 to 895 code for a protein of 279 amino acids. Lineage: Eukaryota; Metazoa; Chordata; Actinopteri; Perciformes; Serranidae.